CAUACGACGGUAUAGGGAAAUCACAUGUAUAACCUUUAAAAAAUUGAACAGCAUUUAUGUCCGGUACUGAACAUAUAUAUUAAUAUGAAAGUUGAAAUAAUUAUUUUUCUAAAAAUUUUUUUUCAUGAUAAAUUAAUAUUUUUUAUGGUUAUUUAAAUACUCACUUUUUGAAAUCAAUGAUAAAAAUAUGAAUUUUUUACGUUUCAACAAUCAAAUAAAUAAAGUUAUUCCAUUAUUUAAGAAUAAAUAUAAUAUUUUAAUUAAUAAUGAACUUUUCGUGAUAAAAAAAUAUUCGACGAAUGCAAUGUCUUUGAAAAUGAGAUUUUUAAAUUAUUUGAUACCUAAUCAAUCAAAUUUUAAUAAUAUCACUUCAGGUAAACAAAUAUAUGAUAAGAAUAAUAAGAAUACGACGAGAAGUAGCUGUGAAAAAAAUAAUAUUCAACAGAUCGAUAUUUAUAACAAAACAUUCUGGAAGCAGAAUUUUGAAAAGGAAACAAUGAUGUUAAUUUUUCAAAAAGAAAAUUAUACAGAAUUAAGAAAAUAUUUGAAGAAAAUUGAUGCAAAAUGUUGUCGAUUAUUGAAUAAACUGUCUACUUCUGAAAUUAUUCAACUAUUAAAUAUUCUUAUGAGAAUCGAUGAAUCUCACAUAACUAACACUAAAUUUUACAAUGAUGCAAUUUUAAUAUUGAAAAUAGCUCUAAAACGUGAUCAAUUAAACUACCAAGAAACUUUUCUAUUGUUAUUUUUUGCUAGUUUAAAAAAAAAAGAAGGAGCUCAAGACGUUAAGUACAUAAAAAAAUGUUUACCAUCCUUUAAUAAUUUAUCUUUAGUUGACAAAAGUAUUUUAGCAGAUGCUUUAUUCAAAUGUUCAGUUAAAUUAAAAAAAUUUGAAGAAAGAUCAAUUGAAGAAGUUUUAGAAAAUGAGGCGGAAUUUUUAAUAAAAGAAAAACAUUUACUUAUUCCAUUGUGUAAAGUGAUAAGACAUGUUGGUCCUUCAAAAAAUUUUAAUGUUGAAAAUUUUAAUCGUGCUCUGAUAAACUCAACAGAACAUUUUAAUUUAAUGUUUUGUGGACAUGUAUUGAAUUUAUAUGCAGAAACUAAAUUAAGAGUAGACAAUGUUUUAUUAAAGUUAUAUACUGAUGCUUUUGCAAGUCUAAGGCAUAAUAAUAUUUAUCGGGUAAAAGAUAUUGAUAACCUAGUUUGGUCAGCUGCAAUGCUUAAUUAUCAGUUAAAAGAUGAAGAUCUUAGUGAAAUAGAAAAAUGUAUUGAAAGAAAAUUUGUCAUAUUCAAAGCAGAAUACACCAAGUUACUCAACAUUAUUAUUUCUCUAUGGAUGCUUAAAUAUAAAUCAAAAGAAUUAAUUCAUAAAUGUUUUAGAAAUCGAAUCUUCCAUCCAAUCAUUCAAAAUUGUAAUGAUUGGAAAUCUAAAGAGAAAUUACAAUUGUUAAUAAGUUGCAUUAAAAUAGAAGCACCUGAUAUCGAUAUACCAUUAGAAUUAGUAGAUCCAUAUAAUUUACAAAUAAAAGUUGAAAAAAAUCAUAAAUUAAUUUAUAAAGAAAUACAAAAAAUAAGACAUGAAUUAGAUUUAGUUGAUUUAAAUAUCACAAAUCCAAUUAAAGGAAUUCAUAUACCAAGUAUAUGUAUGAAAUAUGGUGACAAUAAGAUUGCUUACGUUGAUCUAUUGGAUGAAACUACUUGUUUAAGGAAUUCUAUUGAGCCUCAUGGACUUAUGAAAUUAAAACUAAGACUGUUAACUAAUUCUGAAUGCAAAUCAAUAGUGAUAGAAAAUGAAUAUCGUAAUGAUAGUAACAAAUUGAAUGAACAUCUUUAUAAGAUAUUGAUGUAAAUAGAAAAGAUAUUUGAAAAUAAUUUACUUUAUCCUUAUUUAUAUUGAAGGUUUUUAUGAAAUAAAGCAUUUUUUUAUGUUCUUAUGAAAUUAAAUAAAAUUAUGAAUAAAAUGGAAU
Molecule: messenger RNA, 1964 nt
Organism: Chelonus insularis
Lineage: Eukaryota; Metazoa; Arthropoda; Insecta; Hymenoptera; Braconidae
Exons: 3
Coding region: 188-1846 (552 amino acids)
Source: RefSeq, a predicted model, not a curated record